Messenger RNA from Schistocerca serialis cubense, 834 nucleotides. RefSeq names its product vesicular glutamate transporter 2-like. Gene Ontology annotation, molecular function: transmembrane transporter activity. Gene Ontology annotation, biological process: transmembrane transport. The record is from RefSeq and is a predicted model, not a curated record. The transcript has 7 exons. Lineage: Eukaryota; Metazoa; Arthropoda; Insecta; Orthoptera; Acrididae. The coding region runs from base 1 to 834 and encodes 277 amino acids.
AUGUCGGUGGGGGUCGUUGUCAUGGCCAACAACACGGGUGGCAACCCUAACAUCAAGGCUUAUGACUACGGCUGGAGCCAAUCUGAGACGAGCACCAUCCUGAGCUCCUUCUUCUGGGGCUAUGUGGUGAUGUUGGCGCCUGCCGGAUGGGUGGCGGACAGGUUCGAUGCGAAGAACUUGUUUUCGGCCUCGCUCAUCCUCUCCGGUAUCCUCACCAUGCUCACAGAGGUGGCUGCAGACACUGGCGGUGUGGUGCUCGUCUGUGCGUUCAGAGUAGUCAUGGGUAUCUCUCAGAACGGGCUACUUUCUGCACUGCCGUACGUCGUUAACUGUGUCCUGAGUCUUGCCUUCAGCUGGAUCGUCAACAGUGUAGAGAAGAAGCAAAUACUCAGCAGGGGGGCCUUAAGGAAGGUGUUCAACUCCAUUGGUUACUGGCUCCCAGCCGCGGCUUUAGUUGCCCUCAGCUUCAUCUCAGUGGAGGACCCAACGGCAGCUGUGAUCUUGCUGACUGUCUCCGUUGGUUUUAAUGGUUUCACCAUCAUGGGCUUCCAGAUGAACCUUAUCGACAUCGCACCGAACUUCUCUGGCCUGAUGAUGGGUAUUACUGGUUGUAUCGGGACACUGAUGUCCGUCGCUGCACCACUCUACGUGGGUGCUAUAGUAAACGAGAACACCAUUCAAGAGUGGGGAACUGUGUUCCUCUCGGCAGCUGGAGUCUACUUUGUGGGCAAUCUGAUUUUCGUUAUUUUUGCUAAAGGCGAAGUUCAACCUUGGAACGACCCUAACUAUUCUAAAGAAAAGAAAACAGAAACUACAGAGAAAGUUGCUGCAUGA